AUGGCCGAGCUUCCUAAGAAUCCAUGGGAUUACGUGUCUAUGGACUUCUCUUCAGCUUCAGACGUACACAACUGGAAAGCCUUAGUACUCACGGACAAUAAUUCUAGAUUUCUUAUGGCCAUCCCUAUGGAUAAAACAGAUACCGAGGCAGUGAAAAGAGCACUUAAAAGGAUUUUCAACACGUAUUCCAUACCGAAAACCAUGAAAGCUGAUAAUGGUCUCCCGUUCAACAGCGCUGAGUUGCAGAAGUGGCUGAAGGAUGAAUGGGAUGUUAAGCUUAUUCACAGCACUCCUCUUAAUCCUACGGAGAAUGGACUGGUUGAGCGCAGUAUGCAGGGCAUAAAUCAAAUUACGGCUAUAGCUAAACUUGAAUCCCACCUGCUGAGCCUAUGUUUGGACGAGCAGUUCGAGGAGUCCUACCAGAUAACCGUACAGACUACCAACAAAAAGCUGAUGGAGAGUUACGGGAUCGAGAUAAGAUUGCUAAAUUCGUCCGCAACAGUAGAUAAGACGAUCGACGGCGUGCUUCGGAUGUCCAAGUUAAGGAAGGAGAUGUGGUUCUCGUUUCCCAUCAGAAACCAGACAAAUCGGAUCCAGCAUUCAAGACAAGUUUACACGAAGUUGUGA
Uranotaenia lowii is the source of this 627-nucleotide messenger RNA. RefSeq lists its product as uncharacterized. The transcript has 2 exons. Gene Ontology annotation, biological process: DNA integration. Lineage: Eukaryota; Metazoa; Arthropoda; Insecta; Diptera; Culicidae. Bases 1 to 627 code for a protein of 208 amino acids. Gene Ontology annotation, molecular function: nucleic acid binding. The record is from RefSeq and is a predicted model, not a curated record.